Messenger RNA from Cyphomyrmex costatus, 3180 nucleotides. RefSeq names its product germ line transcription factor 1 (gene Gnf1). Gene Ontology annotation, biological process: DNA repair; DNA replication. Gene Ontology annotation, molecular function: ATP binding; DNA binding; DNA clamp loader activity. The transcript is spliced from 17 exons. NCBI's taxonomy places the organism in Eukaryota, Metazoa, Arthropoda, Insecta, Hymenoptera, Formicidae. The record is from RefSeq and is a predicted model, not a curated record. Gene Ontology annotation, cellular component: nucleus; DNA replication factor C complex. Bases 109 to 3129 code for a protein of 1006 amino acids.
AUUCACUGUUUCGUUCCGGUGUAAUUUUCAUUCCAUGUGACAGGAACCCUUAAGCCGAUUGCCUUGGCGUGACAUUUAUGAAUCGAAUAUCGGCGAGAUAUUACGACAAUGCCGAAAGAUAUCAGAUCCUACUUCGCUCCGGUGGCGAAGAAGAACAGCGAGCCUGCUGCUCAAAAGCCUCGGAAACGGCGGGUCAUUUCGGUAUUUUCGUCAGACGAGGACGAAGAGAAACCACGGUCGUCCAUAAAACGCUCUAACGUUGUAAAAACAUUGAAAUCUUCUAUUUUGUCUGACUCUGAGGACGAGGUAGUCAUCCUUAAAGAUAAUAAAAAAGAAUCUAGUCCUUCUAUAGCAAGUAAGAAAAACAAAGGCAAGGAUUCAUCUAAAGCAGUACCUUUUAAUGAAUUAUUUAGCAAGAAGCCUAUAACCAGAGUAGAAGAGGCAAAAGUGAUUCAAAAAUUACAGAAAGUGGAAUCUCAGUUUCAUGACGAUGAAGAUUUUGAUGCUGUGCUUAAACAAUUAGAUGUAGUUCAAGAUACUUCGAUACAGGAUAAACAGAAGGAUAAAAACAGCAUUAAAAAAGUAGAUAGUCCUAAGAAAUCAAAAGCUAUAGUUAAAACAGAAGUGGACUCUAAUAAGAACAGAAAACAUAAUAAUAGUUUGAAAGAUUGCAAUAGUAAAACUAAUAAUACGAAUGAACUAAAAUCUGAGGUAAAAAAAUCUCCCUAUAAAAAUAAUGUAUAUUCAAAAGUUACAAAUUCUUCUCCAAAACAGAAUUUACAACAAGAGGAAAAAGGUAGCUUGAAUGGAAACUUAGAAAAAGACAAUGAUAUAGAAAAGUUAUCAAGUAGAAAGAAAGUCAAAAAAAUGGAAGAGAAUUUAUUUGAAGAUAGGAAAGAAAUGAAGAAACAGCGUGCUUUAAUGUAUGAAAAAUAUCUUCAGAGAGGCGGCGCUAGAAAUCCUGGUUCAAAAGAGAUCCCUAUAGGUGCUGAAAAUUGUUUAGUCGGAAUAAGUUUCGUAAUUACUGGUGUAUUGGAUUCCUUAGAAAGAAAUGAAGUUGAGGAUUUAGUACGAAAAUAUGGUGGCCGGAUCGUAAAUUCUAUAUCAAGCAAAGUAAAUUAUAUUAUUGUGGGAGAUGAGGCUGGUCCAAGCAAAUUGACAAAAGCUAAUAAUUUAAGUAUCAAACAGAUAUCUGAAGAUAAUCUCCUUGAAAUGAUUCGCACGAAACCGGAAGGUAAAGCUGCGCACAUUAAGCCGACAAAAGCAAGAUCAAAUGUGAAAAAGACAUUUAGUAAAGAGAGCGAUAAAUUACUGUCACCGAACAAAACAAAAGCAUUAGAUUCACUUGAAAAUAUUAAAACACCACCAUCUUCACCAGUGAAAAUCAUUGUGAAUACGAAAACGUCACCAGUAUCAAAACAGACUUCAGAUGCAAGCAAUAAUACACAGAAAAUAAUAACGAGUAUUGGAUCAGAACCAUUAGUUGAGAAAUAUAGACCAAAAACUAUGAAGCAGAUUAUAGGUCAGCAAGGAGAUAGGAGCUGUGCACAUAACUUAUACAUAUGGCUACGUGAUUGGCAUCAAAAUCGUCAAAAAUUCAAAGACAGCAAUAGCAAGCAAAUUCACGGACAAAGCUUUAAAGCUGCUUUGCUGUCAGGCCCACCGGGUGUUGGUAAAACAACAACUGUGCAAGUCGUUUGUAAAGAAUUAGGAUAUGAUCUUGUAGAAUUCAAUGCUUCCGACACGAGAAACAAAACACUUCUGAAAGAAGCAGUCUCAGGGUUAUUAUCCAACACCACGAUGAAAGAUUAUAUCACAGGUACGAAACAAAAAAUUACGAGCAAGCAUGUGCUGUUGAUGGAUGAAGUCGAUGGUAUGGCUGGUAACGAAGAUCGUGGUGGUUUACAGGAAUUAGUUAAUUUAAUAAAACACACGGAUGUGCCAAUUAUCUGCAUAUGUAAUGACCGAUUUAAUACGAAAGUGAAAACUAUUUCUACACACAGCUACGACCUGAAAUAUCCGAAGCUCAGAGUGGAACAGAUCAGGAGUUCUAUGAAGUCUCUGUGCUUUAAAGAGAACAUUAAAAUCUCAACGGAGGAUCUCGAUCGUUUAAUCGAAUCGACGAAUUAUGAUAUUCGACAAGUAAUAAAUCAUCUGGAGUUUCUCGGCACCCAAAUGUCUCACGUAAAGACAACUGAUAAAAAACAUUCGAAUAAGAACUUUAAACUCGGUCCAUUCGAUGUUAUAAAAAUAGCAUUUAAUGCAGAAGAGCAAAAAAAUAUGAGUUUGAAUGAUAAGAUCAGUUUAUAUUUCCACGAUUACAAUAUAGCGCCUCUUUUUAUACAAGAAAAUUAUCAGGGAGUUAGAUCUCAAGUGUCACCUCGUCAGAGGCUGGAAAGAAUUGCCAACGCAGCUGAUAGUAUAUCUCAGGGGGACCUCAUCGAGAAGGUAAUGAGAAGUAACAUGAUGUGGAGUCUACUUCCAUUACAUGCUUGUUUCUCAUUCGUUAUACCAGCUAAUGAAAUGUCAGGAAGCUCUGACGGGUUGAUACGAUUCCCGAGUUGGUUUGGACGAAAUUCGAAGGCAACGAGGUUUAAUCGAUUAUUGCAAGAGUUGACGUCGCAUACACGAUUAUCUACGGGUGCAAACAAGGAUGCCCUGAAUAUGGAUUAUUUGCCUCAUAUUCGAAACGCUAUUAUAAAACCUUUGAUAGAUAAUGGUGUAGAUGGUAUAGAAGCAGCGAUAAAUAUUAUGGGACAAUAUCAUUUAACUAGAGAAGACUUGGAUUCAGCAAUAGAAAUUUCUCUUUGGCCAGGAAUGUGCGAUUCUACCAGUAAUCUUAAUAGCAAAGUAAAAGCAGCGUUUACACGCGCAUAUCAAAAGAAUCCUCCUAUGCUGCCGUACGCAAUUAAUAGUACUGCAGUAGCAAAGAAAAGAUCUAGACAGGAUAAUGAUGUCAUAGAUGAAGUAGAAGAUGAUGAGGAGGAAGAAAUUGACGAUAUUGAUUUUGAUAAGAUGAUCAAGGCGAAAAAAGCUACUGUUGCUAGUACUAGCAAAGCUGCUUCAUCGACGAGAAAACGUGGCGAACCAGCUAAGAAACGAGGAAGAGUACGCGGUAAAGAAAAAUAAAAGAGGAAUGCACAUUUUAUUUAUAAAAACUUGAAACAAAUAAUACAAAAG